AUGAAUAAUAAUUACACAGAAAUCGGUCUUUUGUUUCAAGGACUAGUCACUAAUGUGCAAUAUACGUUCAUUAUGGAAUUCUGUUCUGAAGCUGGUACAAUAUUGGCGUUUAUCGGCAUCAUUUCAAACGUGAUCAAUAUUAGAAUUUUUUGUUCCAUGGGUUUGACAGAUGGCAUCACCGUCUCUUUCCUCUCUUUGUCUAUUUUUGACCUGGCGUACCUCAUCCCUUCGUUUUCAAUGGGAGUUUCCAUAGGUUUAGGUGUUAUUGAACUACGAACGCCCACGGCGUUUGUCAUCGAACCUCAAGGAGUUUCUAUACUUAUGGCUAAAAUUAUGGUGCUUGUCAACAUCACAAAUGUACUGACAACAACAUUUCUAGCAGUUGCUCGUUGCAUGUGUGUAGCCAAACCACUGCAUUUCAAAAAUUGGUUCACUAAAAAUAGAGCUCUUGGAUUUAUUCUUUCAUUUGUUAUUCUUGCCGUUGCCAGCUACGCACCUGUUACUGCUUAUGUUGGCAUCGUGACACAGUUUGACGUUAUGAAAAAUAUCACCAGGCCCAUUUUGUGGGUGUCUCCCAAACGGGAAUCAGUCAAAGUUAUCGCCUGGAUAAUUAAGGAUUUGAUUUUGCCAUUUGCUACACAAUUCAUCGUUGUAGUCUGUGUUGUUAUCAUGGCCAGCAGCCUUCGAAUCUCGUCCAGAUUCAGACAAUCUGCCGUACUGACGUCAGAGAAAGCAUCAUCUGCGUUGGAUUCAAACUAUAAUUUCACUGUCUCCAGUACAUUGACUGUACCCACAGACAAACUUUCUAGAAAAGACGUACGUGUGGUUCAGCAAGUAGUCCUGAUAUCUGUAGUGUACAUCGUUUGCAACACACCGAAGAUGGUCAUUAGCACGGCUGUCGUCACGGUGCCAGAUUUUACAAUUGGCAAACGGUACAGUAACCUCUAUUUAGGGGUCAUUGCCCUAAGGCAUCAAUUUGAGAUUUUAAAUGAUGCAGUUAAUACGUUUAUUUACUACAGAUACAAUACUAAAUUUCGGACAAUACUUCUCUCUGCAUUAAAGAGAAUGAGACGAUAA
Messenger RNA from Candidula unifasciata, 1077 nucleotides. The record is from the annotation of a GenBank genome assembly. NCBI's taxonomy places the organism in Eukaryota, Metazoa, Mollusca, Gastropoda, Stylommatophora, Geomitridae.